GCCACCAUGAAGUGGAGGGCGUCCAUUCUUGUCGUCUUCCUGCUAAGUUUUGCUGACUGCAAAGUGCUGCAUAGAAAUGAUUUUGGAAUAGCUUCGACAUUAGAUUCUUCCCAGUGCUCGACAGAGAAGAAUUUACUUAGCCUUGCCACCAUCACCUUUACCCAGUUUAUCCCCGAAGCCACUAUGGAGGAAGUAAGCAAAAUGACUAGCGACGUGUUGAAGGCGAUUAAGAAACCCACAAGCGAAGAGCAGCAAGGAGGGUGUUUAGAAAACCAGAUGUCUGUGUUUCUGGAUGAAAUUUGCCACGAGAAGGAACUCUCUGACAAGUAUGGAUUCGCAGACUGCUGCAGCCAAAGUGGGGAGGGAAGACACCAGUGUCUGCUUGCCCGCAAGAAGACGGCUUCCGCCUCUGUCUUGCCCUUUAACUUCCCGGAAGCUGCUGAGAGUUGCGAAGCAUACAAAGAAAACAGGGAGAUGUUCAUGAACAGGGUCAUCUACGAAGUGUCAAGAAGGUACUCCUUCAUGUACGCGCCUGCCAUUCUUUCCUUGGCUGCUCAGUAUGACAAGGCCGUCCCAGUAUGCUGCAAAGCUGAGAACCCGGAGGAAUGCUUCCAGACAAAGAGAGCAUCAAUUGCCAAAGAACUAAGAGAAGGAAGCUUGCUGAAUGAGCACGUGUGUGCAGUAAUAAAGAAGUUUGGAUCCCGCAACCUCCAGGCCACAACCAUUAUUAAGAUGAGUCAGAAGUUCCCCAAGGCGAAUUUUACUGAGAUUGAGAAGCUGGUCCUGGAUGUGGCUCACAUCCACGAGGAGUGCUGUCUAGGAAACGCGCUGGAGUGCCUGCAGGAUGGGGAAAAAAUCAUGUCAUAUAUAUGCUCUCAAAAAGAUAUUCUGUCAAGCAAAACAGCAGAAUGCUGCAAAUUGCCCACACUGGAACUUGGCUAUUGCAUCAUUCAUGCAGAAAAUGACGACAAACCUGAAGGGUUGUCUCCAAACCUAAAUGAGGUUUUGGGAGAUAGAAAUUUUGGCCAAUUUUCUUCAGAGGAAAAAAUCAUGUACAUGGCAAGAUUUAUUUAUGAAUAUUCAAGAAGAAACACUAUGUUUGCCGUCCCAGUCAUCCUAAGGAUUGCUAAAACAUACCAGGAGAUAAUGGAGAAGUGUUCCCAGGCUGAAAAUUCAGCUGCAUGCCAGAACAAUGGGGAAGAAGAGCUUGAGAAACACAUCCAGGAGAGCCAGGCACUGGCUAAGCAGAGCUGUGCUGCCUUCCAGAAGAUGGGGCCCUACUACUUACAAAAUGAGUUCCUCAUUGCUUACACAAGGAAAGUCCCUCAGUUGACCUCAGCGGAGCUGAUAGACCUCACCAGGAAGAUGGUGGGCAUCGCUUCCACGUGCUGCCAGCUCAGUGAGGAUAAAUGGUCUGCCUGUGGUGAGGGAGCGGCUGACAUUUUCAUUGGACACUUGUGUAUAAGACACGAAGCAAACCCUUUGAACCCCGGUAUCGGCCACUGCUGCAACUCUUCCUAUUCCAACAGGAGGCCAUGCCUCACCAGCUUGGUGAGAGACGAAAGCUAUGUCCCUCCACCAUUUUCUGCUGACAAAUUCACCUUGAGCAAGGAUCUGUGCCAAGCUCAGGGCAGAGCCCUGCAGACCAUGAAACAAGAGCUUCUCGUUAACCUUGUGAAGCAAAAGCCCAGCAUAACAGAGGAGCAGUAUGAGGCUGUCACUGCUGAUUUCUCUGGCUUCCUGGAGAAGUGCUGCCAAGCCCAGGAGCGGGACGUCUGUUUUGCAGAAGAGGGUCCGAAGUUGAUUUCAAGAACUCGUGCUGCUUUGGGAGUUUAA
This is a messenger RNA of Chionomys nivalis (European snow vole), 1836 nucleotides long. RefSeq names its product alpha fetoprotein (gene Afp). The record is from RefSeq and is a predicted model, not a curated record. Gene Ontology annotation, cellular component: cytoplasm; blood microparticle. Lineage: Eukaryota; Metazoa; Chordata; Mammalia; Rodentia; Cricetidae. Bases 7 to 1836 code for a protein of 609 amino acids. The transcript has 14 exons. Gene Ontology annotation, molecular function: zinc ion binding; fatty acid binding. Gene Ontology annotation, biological process: transport.